AUGGCUAGCUCUACGCAAUAUCAAUCUGGUGCUAUCGUUCACAUCACACAAACGGAAAAGGGAUAUAAAGUUGAACAAGUUAAGCUUUUCGAGCCACCUCCGUUCAAACAACCGCGUGAUGGUCGCAUCGACAUCAACUUCAAUAUUGGUCCUAUUAGUGCCCACGGAUGGAUAGACACAAAUUCGCUUGCAGUCCACCUUGAACUCAGCGUUCUCGGCAUUUCAAUCGGCGCAGCUGAUUUCGAUCUCGAAAAAGGCUUUGAAAUCGGGGUUGAUCUUUCAGUCAUAUCGGGGAAAAUCAGGUUUUAUGGGAAGAACGGAAGUGAGCUUUGGAUGCGGUAUGAAUUGAAAGCCCUGUUUCAAACAUGGGAGGACGACGUCAAGAUUAUUGGUUGGUAAAGUAAAGAUCUUGAGGGUCUUCGCUUGUAGAAAAUACCAAUCAUUCGAAGACUUGCAAUUGUUCAUGGGAAGUCACUAUCUACCACAUUAACGAACUUCAACAUGUUAGGGAC
Molecule: messenger RNA, 512 nt
Organism: Daldinia decipiens
Lineage: Eukaryota; Fungi; Ascomycota; Sordariomycetes; Xylariales; Hypoxylaceae
Exons: 3
Coding region: 1-399 (132 amino acids)
Source: RefSeq, a predicted model, not a curated record